CAAGUCUCAGGCAACCCCGGUCGUUCCUCGCGUGAAGUGCCUUCAACCGCAAAGCCAUGCCUUCCAAAGCGUGCUCGAUGGCCUUGGCCGGUGCCGGCGCCUAUGCAGCCACAGCCUUCCUAGCGCCGGUGAGCCCAAACGUGAAGCAGCCAGAGGUGCGCCACUUGCGUCAGCAGCCGGCGGCUGGCGAGGCUCCAUCUGCGACAGGUUUGUUGGCGCUGGGUGCCGCGGGCGUUGCAGUGGGCUGUGCCCAGGCGGGCCGUUCUCGCCAGUCUCGGCGCUGCCAGGUGGUGCGCCAGGGCACCGCGGUGGCAGAGAAGACCUUCACCAAGAUGCCCGCCUCUGUGAAGCCCGGAGUGGUCACUGGCCAGGCCCUGGUGGAUUUGCUGAACUACGCCAAGGAGAACGAGUUCGCCAUCCCCGGUGUGAAUGUGGUGAGCUCCAGCUCCGUGAACGCUUGCAUGGAGGCGGCCAAGAAGGCUGGUGGCCCUGUGAUGGUCACCUUCUCCAAGGGUGGUGGCCAGUUCCUGGCGGGCAAGGCCGCUGACAACACGGAUGAUGCCGCCUGCAUUGCGGGCACCGUGGCGGGUGCGCUUCAUGUGCGCCAAGUCGCCAAGUUGUAUGGAGUGCCCGUGAUCCUGCACACCGACCACUGCCAGAAGGCGUGGUUGCCUUGGUUCGAUGGCCUGAUCGAGGCAAGCGAGGAGUACUUCGAGAAGUAUGGUGAGCCGCUCUUCUCGUCCCACAUGCUUGACCUUUCUGAGGAGCCUUUGGAAGAGAACAUCUCCAUUUGCAAGAAGUACUUGGAGCGCAUGGCCAAGAUCAACCUCCUUUUGGAGAUGGAGCUUGGUGUGACCGGCGGUGAAGAGGACGGCGUGGACAACACUGACGUGGACUCGUCCCGUCUCUACACUCAGCCUGAGGAGGUCUGGCAAGUCUAUGAGACCUUGUCCUCCGUGCCCAACGGGAACUUCACCGUGGCUGCUGCCUUUGGGAACGUCCAUGGUGUCUACGCGCCGGGGAAUGUCAGCUUGAAGCCAGUGAUCCUGCACAACACUCAGAAGUUCAUCAAGGAGAAGCUGGGCUGCGACAGUGACAAGCCAGUGUCCUUCGUCUUCCAUGGCGGCUCUGGCUCCUCCCUGGAAGACAUCCGCUAUGCCAUCGAGGCGGGUGUGGUGAAGAUGAACAUCGACACGGACACCCAGUGGGCCUUCUGGGAUGGCAUGAACGAGUACCAGAAGAAGAACAAGGACUACCUGCAGGCGCAGAUUGGAAACCCUGAGGGCGCUGAGAAGCCCAACAAGAAGUACUACGACCCUCGUAUGUCCUUGCGCUCGGGUGAGGAAUCCAUGGCCGAGCGCUUGGUGAAGUGCAUGGAGGAUCUCAAGUGCAUUGACCGCCUUUGA
This is a messenger RNA of Durusdinium trenchii, 1406 nucleotides long. NCBI's taxonomy places the organism in Eukaryota, Dinophyceae, Suessiales, Symbiodiniaceae. The record is from the annotation of a GenBank genome assembly.